UAUGUUAGUGUUAAUGUUUCUAUAUUUAACUAAAUCCUAAGAUACAGUAGUGUACUGGAUGUUUUUGUCCACCGCUACUGUCGAUUACGGGUGACCCCAUUCGCCACACUCUUUCCCCUAAAGCGCAGGGUUGUGGGUGUUGUGACCUAUAUACAGACGAACCGAUGUGGAACUAAAUAAUCACGAAUAGUGCUAAUGAUGAUGGAAAUCGUCAGGUAAAAAGGAUUGCAUACAAUACUUUUUCUCACGAUGUUUUUAAAUCAUCAUUGAACAGAACAGAAUUGGAUCAAUAUUCUGUUCUUAAAUAGAAGACUGCAGAAGGACAUGUGAUACUUUCAUUCAGAUACAUGAAGGAUCCCUUAUAUAACUCAGGGCUAAUAUCUACAUAAUUAUUAUAAGGGUUCGGCUUGCCCGCCAACCGCUUGAACUCAUUUAUCAGCACUUGGCGGGCUUUCCGAUCCCUUUCAAUUCUUUUUGUGGACACAAUCAAUCACCUUUCAAUCAGUAGUUUACUUAACCGCAGGGAACAGGACGAUUUUUCUGCAUUGUGUCUCCAACUAAAUGACAGUGAUUGAUCACGUUGUAGGCUUUAGCUAGGUACCAUCUUUUGCAAAAAAAUUGCGGCUGGGAACUGAUAAUUUGGGAUAGCUGUUUAAGUGCAAUCUUUUAAACUGUUUAGGAUCGGUAAACAUUCUUCAAAUUUUGUUUUGCAUUGAAAGCAAUUAGUACUCAUAAAAUUCAACGUUUUGGAAGGCUGAUGUUGUGAUCAAUUGUGAUAAAUUGUCGUUGGAAGUGCAACCAGUUGUACAUUAGUGGUAGUGGUGUGAUGUGUUGAGUUGUGCGCGGCUUCGCGUGGUGUGGUGGCGGGCCGGUAGCGAGCGCAUGCAGGGGCGCGCGGGCGCAGGCCCGGGCGGGCUCCGCUCAAACCCGCGCGCCCUCCCGCCGCCAGUCCUACCGCCACCGCCGCAGUUCGCCACUGACCAAGACGAGAUGCCUGCCAAUCAAAUUGCACAGGUGAUCGCGCUAAUAUGCGGUUUGCUGGUGGUGAUCCUGAUGGUGUUAGGACUGGCGUCGGCCGACUGGCUGAUGGCGGCGGGGUGGAGGCAAGGCCUGUUCAUGCACUGCAUAGACCCCGAGGCGCCCACGCCGCUGCCUUUCGACAUUACUGCACAGCCCGGCUGCUAUGCUGCAAGACCCGCGCCAUAUAUUAAGGCGGCGGCGGGUCUGUGCGUGGCGACGUUAGCGGCGGACGUAUGCGGCGCAUUGCUAACAGGGCUCGGCCUGCGCUCCGCCGACCACAGGACCAAGUUCCGAUAUUAUCGGUUCGCGGUACUCGCCAUGUCGCUAGCAUUAAUGUGCAUUUUAAUAGCAUUAGUCAUCUACCCAGUCUGCUUCGCUGCGGAGCUAAAUCUGGGCAAUAGGUCGGUGUGGGAGUUCGGGUGGGCGUACGGCGUGGGCUGGGGCGCCGCCAUCUUCCUGUUCGGCGCGGUGGUGCUGCUGCUGUGCGACAAGGAGAGCGAGGAGCUGUACUACAAGGAGCGCAAGGUGGUGGCGGCGGCGCCGGAGCCGCGCCCCUAGGGCCGCGGGCGCCUGCCCGACCUGGUGCCGUGAGGGCGCUAGCGCCCCGCGGCCCGCGCCCGCCGCGCGCUGGCUCUAGUGCCGCCGUCUGAUGCAGCCCGCACCACGCGCCCUGACUACUCAAUACUCAAAAUAUCAUAGUACUUGGCCUGAUCCAAAUUGUUGCUGUCGUGUGCGACUCCCGCGAGAUGUUUACUAUAAUACUCGACAUAUUAUUGUAAAGCGAUAAUAGCAUAUUGUAUCUUGUUUUGGCUACUUCCAGUGUAAGUGCUAUGAUUGUUUUGUAGACCGUUUUUUUUUGUUUUAAUUAACUUCGUAGUUUUUAUAGUCAUACCUCGGUUGUUUUAUUUUUCUUUUUAUAAUUUAGUGGCAUUGUGUUGAUCUUAUUUUUUAUCGGUUAGUGCGAUGAAACUAUAAAGAAGAUCUGAAAAACGGACAAUUGAAUCUACUUAACAAGUGAAAAUCGCCUUUUCAAGGAUAUAUUUUGUGAUUUUUUUUUAUGAGUAAGUGUAGCGUGAUAUGUUUCGGCAGCCGGUUGUCGAUCCUCGGCGCAGCUCGCUCCCGCGAUGGGCGGAACACAUUCAGAUAUCUAUGUGUACUGGCGUACCUCGAAUGUAAUCCGUUCCAAAGAGCGCAACUCGUUAUUUAUUCGCUUUAAUUUAUUCGUUAAGGUUAAGUUGUGUAGAUAUGGUUUGGUGAGGUCGUAGGGCUUGUGUUGCAUCCGGCGGCGCAGUGCAGCGCGGCCGGGCCCCGGGCAGGCGACCGUUACUGCGGCUUGUGCGGACUCGUGGCGGCCGGCUCUGUGCCCGUCGCCACACCACGGACUAUAUACCUACUGAGAUAUUUAAAGGAAUUAAAUAUAUGUUUUUAUUAAAGUUACCCUUUAGUAUGAUACACUUCAUAUUAUUGAAAAACUAUUUUAUUAAUGAUUAUAUAAAUAGGAAUCAUGUCUGUCUAUGUACACGGUUCAUAAUAACUUACUCGAGAUUAAUUUCUAAUUUGUUAGUGAUGUCUAGAAUCUCGUAUUCAUUUUACUAUUUUGUGAAUCUCGGAAUUGAAAUUAUUUAAAAUUAUAUUUUCUUAAUAUUUAUGCAAAAGUAAAGGAACAAUUAAUUGACGAUUAACUUGAUAAUUAAUAAGUAGCUGUAAAUGUGUAAGUUUAAUAUAUGUGGACAUUGUUAUAAUGGCACGCCAUGUGUUUAUCUAACUCUGUGAAAUUAAAACUGUGUUUAUUAAUAUCGAAUGUUCUUGGUCUUGGCUUUAAUUUCGUGUAAUUUUGAGUUGUGAGAGAAUGUUCAUAUGUUAUACCUACGUAUAGCUUAUUUUUUUUAUUACUCAAUCUAAACUGACAUUGUAUAAGAUAGACUACUUUGUUCAGAAUCGCUGAUUAUAUUCGAAUAGACUAUUUUAAAUCCACAAAUAUUGCAAUUAUAAAGCAUAAUAAAAUUAUUCAUUUAAACGUAAAAUGAUGCCUCAACCUAUUAUUUAGUUAUAGGAUUGUUUAUUGUGAUAAUGAAGCAGCUAUUUGUAAUCGUUGAUGUGAUCGAUUGAGGCUUUGCAUUGUGAUUCCAUAUUGUGAGCGCGGCUUGUGCGCUUUGACAAAAAUAAAAUAAAUUGUCUACGAAGUUUCACUGUUAAUAGUAAAUGAAAUUAUGCUCCAAACUUCCAAUUAAAUGUACGUAGCUCACCCGAAACUUUCAUUCGCGAAGCCCGUUCAUUCGCUCUUAGUCACUACUUUAUAAGUAUCUCGCAAAUAAUGUCUACUUAAACCUAUGAGUAGCAGGAAAAAUUUCUAAAUCUCCUUUACCUAAGUUUCGGUUUUCAUACUUUAUUGUUUACACACUAAGCUUUACUUUAGAAUUAUAUCAGAUUUUUGUUAAGUACAAGGCUAAAUUAGAUCUUAAGUUUGUGGAAGGCAACUAAUGUUGCGAUCAUCAUAAAUAUCAAUAAAUCACACUGCCAUGAACUCUAUGAUAUAAACUUACAUUUUAUUUGUAAGUCGUAUUAAUUUUAUUGUAGUUAUAAUGAAUAACAUUAAAUUAUUUAAAUUUCCUAACGUAAGUGUACAUUUUACAUAGAGAAGACAACCCCCUUUGUAAUUGAUAUUGAAUGACAUUAGCUACUUAAUUUUAUGCACCUCCAACGGUACCUUGGACACACUGGUUUAUCUCUGCAAAUAAAAAUACCAAUUUUAUUAUAUAAAUAGAAUAUUCAGUAGUCUAUAACUGAAAUAAGUUUUUUUUAAACAAAUGUAUAAAUUUUACCCUUGUAACACUGAUCUAAAAUGUAAAAGUCCUACGAAAUAUUAAUUAAUUGAAUACUUACAGUUGUCCAAGACCAUCAGUUAAAAUUUUCUAUUUCCUUAGCCAAAUUAUGAGUCAUAUCAAAUGAGAUUGAAUAAAGUAAAUAGUACCUAAA
This is a messenger RNA of Helicoverpa armigera (cotton bollworm), 3996 nucleotides long. RefSeq lists its product as uncharacterized. The record is from RefSeq and is a predicted model, not a curated record. Gene Ontology annotation, cellular component: cell-cell junction; membrane. Gene Ontology annotation, biological process: cell-cell adhesion. The transcript has 5 exons. NCBI's taxonomy places the organism in Eukaryota, Metazoa, Arthropoda, Insecta, Lepidoptera, Noctuidae. The coding region runs from base 883 to 1578 and encodes 231 amino acids.